This is a messenger RNA of Centruroides sculpturatus (bark scorpion), 2761 nucleotides long. RefSeq names its product stimulator of interferon genes protein-like. Gene Ontology annotation, molecular function: 2',3'-cyclic GMP-AMP binding; cyclic-di-GMP binding. The transcript is spliced from 9 exons. Gene Ontology annotation, cellular component: endoplasmic reticulum membrane; autophagosome. NCBI's taxonomy places the organism in Eukaryota, Metazoa, Arthropoda, Arachnida, Scorpiones, Buthidae. The record is from RefSeq and is a predicted model, not a curated record. Gene Ontology annotation, biological process: activation of innate immune response; reticulophagy; innate immune response. Bases 403 to 1383 code for a protein of 326 amino acids.
UGAGAAAGAUAGGUAAUGUACUUUAAUGUCUUUUAACAGAAAUUAUAUGAAGGCACAAUUGCAGAUAUGAAUCUAUUAAAUACACGUAUUUGUAUUUCAAAAAUGCCAUAUUUUAUAUGUACUUAUGUAAUAAGUAUUGAACUUCAAAAUAAGUAGCAAUAUGCUAAUGCUGUGCAAUUAGAAUUAUAAGAAUGAUAUAAUUAAAGGUUGUAAAUAAAUAAAGUGGGCACUUUUGCCAAUUCAGUAUACUGUAAUAGGGGGCUAAGUGUACCAUCAUGACACUGUCCAUUUCUUACACGUUGAUAUAACUGCAAAUCCUAGGAAAUUGUAUUUGGAGAGUAAGGUGCAUUAGCCAUAACCUUAUCAUCAUAAGACAAGACAAACAAUUUGAAAUGCAGAAAUAUGAAAAAUGAAAGAAUUCACAAUCUGUUGAUUAUGGUAUCUCUUAUUGUUGCUUCAUUUAUAUUAUAUACAGGAGUACUGUGGGAAAUGAUAACAUCAGACAAUGUAGUAGUUUUAGUUUUACAAGUGACAUCUGUUCUUUCUUUUUCAAUAUUGAUAAAAAUGUUUUUAUUAUGGAUACGAGAAUUCAAAUGUUCCUGUUUUUAUAUUGACAAAAACAUUUUUAACAUUGUUAAGAAAUUUCAAGUUAACAAAUUAUGGAUUUUUUUAGGAAUAUUUAAUAUGUUGUCCAUGUUUUACUACAAAGCUGCAUUUGAUGUAUUUUUUUGUGUUGGGGUAUUUGUUGUUGGAUUUUAUUUAUUUCUUCAACAACCUAAUAAAAUAGAAUUUAGUACAAUAUUAGAAAAUAAUGAUAUUAAUAUUGGAUGCGGAGCUGCACAAGCUUAUUUCCAUGGAUACUUGAAAGUGUUAAUGUCACAAAAAGAACAAAGUUGGGAGGAAAGAUUAAAAGAAUAUGAACAAAAACAAGGAGUUAAAAUUUUUUCAAAACUUAUCAUAUUAUUACCAAAAAGCUGUAAAACAUUUGAUACACUGACAAAUGUGAAAUGUACACCAAAUAUACAUUGGGCACGUAAAUUGCGUACACUUAAAAUUGAUGUAUGUGGAAAUCAGAGAAAGUAUAAAAAUACAGUUUAUGUGAUAAAUGAGGGUAUUCGAUUUGUAGCUGAGUAUGCUCCUCCAAUAAAUACUUUUCAUCAGAUGUCUUAUAUAGGAGUCAAAUAUAACCUCAAUGCAGACACAAGGAGAGAGCAACAUAUUUUAUUCCAAAAAACUUUACAGCAUUUAAUUAAUAAUGAUAUGGAUUGUGUGAAUAAUUGCUUGCUUAUCUCAUAUAAUGAUGAGGAAGAUUUAUCUUUAUCUGAACUUAUUCUUUUAUCAAUUAAAGAUGAUGAACUACAAACAGCACGAGCAGCUGGUUAAUAUAUUUAUUGGAGACAUUUUUGAAAAUGUUCCUAAUUAUAUGAAGAAACAUGUCACUAUCAGCAUAUAAUGUAUUAAUACCAGUACUUUCAACCCAAUGUAGAUCAUAUUUAGAUUCUUUGCCAUUAGAAUAUAAUACAUUGGCUAAUACAUCUGCAAUUUAGAAUGUUUCUAAUGCAAAAUUUGAUGGCUGAAUGGUGAAAGAAAUAAGGUGGGAUCAAACCCAGGAGAGAAAUUCCCCAGAAAUUUUUCAAAGACAGUGUAUUUUGGAUAUAUCAGGCCCCAUCCUGCUCCAAAAGGUCUCCCCAUUGUAGGCCUAGUCAAACCCAUGGUGGGUAUGGAAAAAAAACCCUAAUGAUUUCACAGCAUGGAAAGAGAAAAAUGAAAAAGUUUUACAUUUUCAUAAUAAAUCAUACCAUUCACAUUUUUUCAGUAGCAACACUUUAAUAUACAUGAACAAGUAUUUAUUGUGACAUUGUCACAAUGCUGCAAUUUUUAAUUUAUAUUCAAUUUAAAAUAUAUGCUCUCGAUUAGUAGUGUCAUAUUCCUGUAUAUCAUGCUUUUCCUGUUAACUUUUCAACAGUGGGAUAGUCAGGUAUGGUGCUAUCCUAAAGUAGUGGAGAAUAAACAUGGGAAAUUUUUAAAGUAUUUUUCCAUGUUUUUUUUUUCUCAUCACCGUUUCGGAAAAAGAUUUUGUAAACAGUUAUGUCUAGUAAAGAAAAGUCUUUUUUUAUUGUUACAUAAUUCAUUUUUUAUGUGAAUUUUUUUUCGCGGUAGUUUUUUGCUAGUUUUUGGCGAUACCCCCAAAAGAAUUUAACAGAUAUAUCUGUCUUUCACCAUUGCCACACAAUCACCCUGGACAGAUAUAUCCAUUCCUCACUGUCGAGUGAUUAACAAUAGAGUCAUGCUGGACAUCUGUUAACUCCAUUCUGAAGAAAAUUUUUGAAUUGAAAUGACAUGACUUCUGGUCCAAACCAGAAGUUCGUAUACAGUUAAUCAAGGCCUCCUAAGCUCUUUCUAUCUGGUCUCAACUUUCAUCUAACUAACUCUUUUCUUGAGAUUAAGGAAGGACAGAUGGAUGCUGGUGGGAAUUUAUAGGUCUGCAAUUUGAAAAUUGUAACCCAAUAAACACUUAUACAUAAUUUACAGCUUACAUAUUGGAAGAGUUCACAAUAUUUAUUUAUUGAAAGAAUAAAAAUAUUAUUAUAGUAGGUUGUGAUUAAAAGAUUAUAAACAAAAUCAACAAACAAGGAAUAGCUUGAGUACUAUUAUACCAACACCAAUGAAAGUCAUACAACUUCCAUAAAAUUGUAAAUUAUUAAACAAAAAAUCAAAAAGUAUAGUAUUAUUUAUUUAAUUUUAAUAAUAGUGAUGAUAU